Solanum tuberosum (potato) is the source of this 1435-nucleotide messenger RNA. RefSeq lists its product as uncharacterized. NCBI's taxonomy places the organism in Eukaryota, Viridiplantae, Streptophyta, Magnoliopsida, Solanales, Solanaceae. The transcript has 6 exons. The coding region runs from base 149 to 1240 and encodes 363 amino acids. The record is from RefSeq and is a predicted model, not a curated record.
CAACGGUCUUGUUAAAUUCUCUUUGUUGUCAGCUCCUUCAACAACAAAGAAACGUUGCAUUUUCACCUGUGAAUUCAUUUUUAUUUCUCGAAAUUUUAUCUGGGUUUUGUACAUACUCUGUUCAUUGUUCAAGAAGCAGAAGAGCUUCAUGGAGAUAGCUGUCAUUGAUUGGAAAACCAUUGAUUCAAGAUUUGUUAAAGACGAUCUUUAUGAGCAUUUUAAAGCUCCUCAAUGGGUUGAUUUUUUCGCCCCCGAUGCUCCUGUUGAUGAUGAUGCUUGGUUCUGCAGACCUGAGUGUAAUCAUCCAAAGACUCUGGAAGAUUUCUAUAAAGUAGCUACCCCUUCCUCCUCUUCGAAGCUUCAAAGAUCAGCUAGUGUAUCUGAUAUUCCUCUUGGGGAACGAAAUAGGAGAGAUGCAACAUUGAAGAAGAGAGGGCUAAUUCAACCGCUGAUAUCAUUGAAUAAAGACUUGAAAUGUGAUAAGAUUGUUGAAGAUAGUGAAAAUCAGAAUCCCAAUUUUGCAACCCCUCCAAGGUUCUUCAAGGCUAAAUUGAUGAAACAAACAAUCAAGUCGAGCGCGGAGAAGAAGCCAGUUGAUGAAAAAGAGGAACAUAUACCAAAGCUGAAAAGUACUCUUUCAGCUAGGAAUCUUUUUGCUGGUGGGGAUUUGUUGAACAAGGUGUCUGAGUUUUGCAAUGAGCUGAAGAGACUGGUAGUUACCAGGACUAAAGAGAGAGAGAAAUGUGCAGAUGAGAACUUGCCACUAAUUGUUGAUGAUAAAGAAAGGGAAAGGAAGCCAUUGCUGGAGAUGACUAAAGAAACUAAUGAACUAGUGGCAAAGAGCAACACUAAGGAGAAACAGAGAAGGAAACUGAGAAAUGAUAAUGCAGAAAACACACCAAUACUUGUGGAUGUGAAGAACAUUAAGCGCAGAGAUGAAGAGAUCUUGUCUCAAAUCCGCACAAAUCCUCCCACUCCUCAGUGUUUCUCAGCCAGCCGGGGAGUUACAAAGGCCGCUCCAUCUAAACCUUUGAAAUCUAGGCCUCUGGAGACAAGGGGGAUCCUUCAAGAACUGGAACAAAGCAGCAAUGAAGGGAAGAGAAAGGAAGAUCCAGGGAAGAUGAUGACUAGUAAUAAUAAUCAACAAGGACAGAGAGGUGCUGCUAUUGUUGCUGAAAAAGAAGCUGCAAGAGCUUUGGAUGUUUUCUGGUUCUUGAAGCCUUGCACACUUGCUAGCUGAAAACAUUUCAUGAAGUGCUUACUCCUUCCAUACUUAAAAGUGUCAUUUUGCUUUUCCAUAUUCUUUCAUUCUUUAUAGUUUCUGAUACACUCAAUCAAUCUUAUGAGUUUACCCCCAUUUCUUUGAGGACAAUAAGUUGUAAGAAAACAGUUCAAAAGUCCAGAAUAUUAAAUAACAUUAUCAUUUUAUUGUUCA